This is a messenger RNA of Spodoptera frugiperda (fall armyworm), 3513 nucleotides long. RefSeq names its product sodium/potassium/calcium exchanger 4-like. The transcript is spliced from 10 exons. Bases 177 to 1784 code for a protein of 535 amino acids. Lineage: Eukaryota; Metazoa; Arthropoda; Insecta; Lepidoptera; Noctuidae. The record is from RefSeq and is a predicted model, not a curated record. Gene Ontology annotation, biological process: intracellular calcium ion homeostasis; calcium ion transmembrane transport. Gene Ontology annotation, molecular function: calcium, potassium:sodium antiporter activity; calcium channel activity. Gene Ontology annotation, cellular component: membrane.
UUUCAGUGUCGUGAGAUCCUUGGUAAUUGCGGAGUGCCAGCUAUCGGUCUAAUAACGUAUUUAAUUAACAAUAAUGUUUUAUUGACAUUAGUACCUGUUUGCCGCUGCCUCCUUGUUUUAGAGCAAGUCGAUCUGAAUUCCAUUAGUUUGGAACGGUCGCACAGAUAAGGGACAUCAUGACACGCGUCACCUCUUGUAUCGUCCUCCUGACGGUGUUCCUGACUGCCUGCAACUCCGUGGUCGCCGAAAUUGAGAAUGAAACGGAACUUAACACACUACAUCCAAUUAGUCGGAAUGGCAAAAUAGUGUUAGUGAGCGAGGAGUUGAAGAAGAAGUUAGAGCAUGAGCACUCUACUUGGCACUGGACUCCAUGGUUGAGGACUCGAGUGGAAAUCAACGAAGAUGGUGUAGCGCAGCAGACGUGCCCUGCUGGAGACUCCAUUGAAAGUUUCCCUGAUUCGAUCUUUACUGAUGAACAGCUGAGACAGGGUGCUUUCCUGCUAUAUGUACUGUUCGGUAUCUACUCAUUUACACUUUUGGCAAUCGUGUGUAAUGAUUACUUCAUUCCUUGUGUGGAACUGAUUUGUGAAGACUUAAAGAUUCCUCAGAAUGUAGCAGCGGCCACUUUCAUGGCUGUCGCCACGUCUUGUCCCGAGUUCUUCGUUAAUGUGAUUUCGACAUUUUUGACCGAGUCUAGUAUGGGUAUCGGUACCAUCGUCGGUUCAGCUAUUUUCAACGCACUCGGAGUGGCUGCCGUGGGAGGUCUCGCUACGGUCAUACCAAUCAAAAUAGAGCGUCGUCCUGUGACUAGGGAUGUGAUUAUCUAUAUGAUUAACGUGAGUGUCCUGGUGGCUUUCGUGUGGGAUGGACAGAUUGACUGGUACGAGGCUGUGGUACUUGGAGUACUGUACGUCCUCUAUUUCGUCGUCAUGUUCAACAGUGUCAGAAUGUUCGCCCUUUACGACAGAUUAGUCGCCAAGUGGUGCAAUAAGAACAACAAUUUGGAAAUUGCAGAGAUGCCGCGCAUAGAAAACGAAAAGUCUAUUGAAGAAGGCGUGGAUAACAAAGGAUUCAGCGAUACAACUCUUAGUAAUCCUGAGAAAGUGUCCGUCGUUGAUAACGUUGAAACUGAGGUCGUUAAACCUAAGAAGAGUGUGUUCAGAUGGCCUAAAGAAAACUCCAACUUGUAUAAGUUCUGGUGGCUCUACACUUGGCCCUUGAAACUUGUGCUGGGUAUGACCAUCCCGUCGCCUAUUUCUUGUAGAAGAUGGUACCCAUUUGCUUUCUUCAUGUGCAUCGUCUGGAUUGGUGCUAACUCGUACUGUGUGUCUUGGAGUAUGACUGUGAUUGGUCACACUUUCUACAUUCCCGAAUCAGUGAUGGGAAUGACGUUCCUGGCAUUUGGUGGAUGUCUUCCCGAAGCCUGUUCCGUAUUCAUCAUGUCCAGGCGAGGUGAAGGAGGUAUUGGUGUCUCGAAUGCUUUGGGAGCUAACUCCUUGGCAAUUUUGUUCGCGUUGGGUCUGCCAUGGCUCAUCAAGACUUUGACCCUGGUAGCGCAGGACGCCGAUGAACAGGCCGUGCUCAUUAACUCGGCUGGUAUUGACUUCGUAGUGGGCUCUCUGCUCGUAGCCGUCGCCUGUUUGUGGAUCACCCUAUACAUUGGCAAAUUCACGCUCAGAAGAAGCCUUGGUGCCAUCCUCUUGGUCCUCUACGCUAUCUUCAUUACCUUCGCUAUUCUCGUAGAAAUGGGAAUCAUUUUAGACCGAGGCAUUGAAAUAUGUUGAGUAAUUCCUUAGCAAUUUCAUUGGAUUAAGAUAACGGAGUUAGUAAUCAUUAGAGGUUAUUAAUUCUCUUUGGCCUAGUGUUCGCUCAGAUGGAUCACUUUAGUUAACGAUACCCACAAAAUGUACAAGUUCUAAAUCAUUAUUACAAUAAGUGUAGCAACUCAAUGUUGAUGUUAGUGGCUGUAUUUCAUAUGUUGGAGAUUUUAAAGCAAAUUGACUGUGUUGAACACUUUCGCCUGCACAGACACAUGUAAAUCAUGUAACGUUUUGAAUACAUAUUGGGUAGAGAAAUAACUUUGUGUGUAUUUUAAUGAAUUUCAGUAGCUUGUGAUCCUUUGAGCUAUAUCGAGGCCUUAGUUUAAUACAUAACUCGUUACUGGAACAACCAAGAGAGUAUACUCGGACUUUUAAUUCGAUUCGGUAAAGAGACAAUUUUAGUACUUAUGAUAUGGUGAUGACAAUUACCAAAUUGUUACAUUCAUUACCCCAUAAUAGAUAGUUAAUUGAAUUGGCGAUAAAAUAUUGAUGAAUAAAAGGAAUAGGCAGGUAGUGUGAUAUUUCAUUACAUUCUGGGAAGUGCAGUAUAGACGUCCACUCUCUCGCAAUGGUUGCAAUUUAUUACUAAGUGAUAAGUGAUGAUAAUGUUGUCUUAAUACAAAAUCGUUCAUUUCCAUUUCGAUUUGCCGAAUCUACUCCUUUUAUAUUUAUCUUUAUUUUAUAAUCUAAAUAUUACUGUCAGCUUACAGGAUAGAAUUAAAAGUCUGAGUAUAGGUAAUAAGCGAUUACAAAAGGUAAGCCAGGAUCUGAUUAUACGCUGCUGAUUACGAUUUUGAUAUUUAAUAAAGACACAGGGUGACUGGUUGAACGCGGAUACAUACAGCGUGUUUAAGCACCACCACCAGUUUGUUAUGUGUUUACAAAGUUUGAAAAUGUUGAUAAAGUUACGACGAGAGCUAGGUAGGCUAGGUAGUUUCAAAUUUUGACGGCCUCUACGUCGAAACGGAAAAAAUGCCAUUUUCGUUUCCUUGCAUUAAUAGAAAGUAAAGAUACACAUGUAUGAUUGUGAAUAUUUAAAUACGCAGCAUUUUUUAUUUCGUUCACUGUUUUUCAAUCGACUAGAAUCGAAUCUGCCGCUCUCGAUGUUAUUUCUGGUCAGCGAUGCGCGAGCAAAACACGAAUCUACAUAUCUGUUUCGUUAGAUUCAGAAAAACUUGGAUUAAAAGCGGUAUUUUGUUUUCGACAUUCUCAUCAGGAGAUACCAAAGAGAUAUCUUCUGAUACAAAGGAAUUACAAUGUGACCUACUAAAAGAAAUGAUAUGUCAUAGUUCUUUUGUUUCUGUAACUUCAUCACAUGUUUCAUUUACCUGUUGCUAUCACAUUGUGGUUGUUGGAUCUCCUCCGUUGAACUAGUCAGUCUGCCAUACCGGUACAAACGCUUGUGAUAUUUACUUACCUUCUUGUUGGGUCGGUGGCCCCGUUAAAUCGCGUCCUAUUGCAUUUGUUAGAUUAAGUAAUUUAAAUGUAUUCCUACCUCGUACAAAAUAUAGUAAAACUCUAUUUUUGCGACUGAUAGGACGUACUUACGCAUAAUAAAUGAACUUUAAUUAGUACCUAAGUGUGUAAAUUAUACUUAUUUAUUUAGAGAUGUUUAGUUUUGUGUGAAAUUUCUUUAUUUCUUCAUCGAAGUCUACGAGAAGUUUGAUGCAAAUAGAUGUAGUAGAUUGGUUGA